GCAUUAUAAUGAAAUUCGUCGCGUAUUAACAUCUAUAUUUUGAAGAGUCAAAUUACUGAUCUAAUUGCUUGCGAAAGUUUAUAUUUAUUUCUACACAAAUUAGGACAGCUGAAGAAAAUAAACUAUCUCAAUGUACAAACUAUAAGCGUCAGUUGUAAAUUCAAAACUUACACACUUGUACUAAUUGUACUGCCGAUUCCAUAAACAAGGAAUAAUGCGAAAAAAUGUGAAAUUCAAUAAAUUACGAAAAGUGAGAUGUCAAACACAGAAGUUGAUUGGCUAGUAACUUGAAUGAAAUACAUGUUACAGUAUGUAAAUAAUAACAAUCAGGGAAAUAAAGAACGCUAUUUAAGCUGAUUUGUCGUUGACUUUAUAUAACUUCUUCAGAUGAAAGAGAGAGAAAAAGCGGCGUCCAAAAACAAUAAAUCAAACAAUCUUGUGGUAUAAAAUGUAAUAUUUGGGUUGCUUUCAAAGCUUUUUUAAUCAUAAUCUAUGCCCACUCCAAUAAAAUGGUUGGUACGCAAGAACAAACUAUGAACUCUCACUCAGCAAGUAAUCUAUCGCAUAUACUCAACCACCACGACAUAACUGCAGUAAAUAAGAUAAUCACAAAUACUGUUGAAGGUACAAUUACCGAUACAUCCAGUGAAAACAAUGUUACUAAUCAUUCAACGAAUGAAGUUGUAAAUCAUAAUAGUGACGCUAUAACAGACAUCUCUCAUGCAAGAAAAACAAUCACUUAUGCAGAUACCACUGUAACCGUUAUAAAGAAACCCAACGAAAAUGUCAUCUCGAAAAUUGAUUUUUGUUCGCGGAUCCAAUCACAAAAACAAUAUAUUUAUAACUGUAGCAACAGUGAUACUUGUUACAAGCAAAAUAUUAUUCGACAAACAAAAGUGUUCCAAGAAGAUUCCACCGAUACUUUCAAUGGGUUAUCUACCCAAUUUAAAAUAUCUCUGCCUGGACAAAUGGAUAAAAACAUCAGUCCUGACGAACAACUUAGUAUUGAUAAUCAAGAAAGAGGAAAGAUUGAUGCAGUUGACAAGAGUUGGUAUUCCUCUAAAUCUCUUACGGUAUUAUCACUGGGAAGGAUGAUUUCUACGUCUGGUGGUAUACCAUCUGCUUCCCCUUCUACACCAAUUGUGACUUUAAAAAGUCAAAUUUGUGACGGUUUACCAACAGAUACAAUUUAUAAUAAACCAUGUAGUGAAACGUUACCAAAAAUUGCUGCAGUGGAUGGUCAAUUGGUGGAAGUAUCUAAAGUUGGAGAAACAUUUUUGCUGCAUGAGCAGAUCAUUAUGUCAGGGCAGCAAAAGUGUGCUUUACAAGAGAAACCAAAGUCAUUAGUGGUAUCACCGCAACAAGUAAUGAUAUUAUAUAUGCAAAAAUUAACUCCAUAUGAACGUGCUGAAAUAUUGGCGUAUCCGCAUAUAUAUUUUAUUGGUGCCAACGCUAAGAAACGAUCGGGCAUUUUCGGCCCAAAUAAUUCUGACUAUGAUAACGAACAGGGAGCCUAUAUCUAUAUACCACAUGACCAUGUGGCCUAUCGGUAUGAAAUGCUUAAAGUGAUAGGCAAAGGGAGCUUUGGUCAGGUAAUUAAAGCAUAUGACCAUAAGACACAUGAACAUGUCGCUUUAAAAAUGGUCCGAAAUGAAAAACGCUUUCAUCGACAAGCGCAGGAAGAAAUUCGUAUUUUGCAUCAUUUGCGUAGACAAGACAAGUAUAAUACAAUGAACAUAAUCCAUAUGUUUGAUUAUUUUACAUUUCGGAACCAUAUGUGUAUUACUUUUGAGCUACUCAACAUCAAUUUAUAUGAGUUGAUAAAAAAAAAUGGUUUCAAAGGUUUCAGCCUCCAACUUGUGCGAAAAUUUGCGCAUUCGCUAUUACAAUGUUUAGAUGCAUUAUACAGGAAUGAAAUUAUUCACUGUGAUAUGAAACCUGAAAACGUAUUACUUAAGCAGCAAGGACGUUCCGGCAUAAAGGUCAUCGAUUUUGGUUCAUCAUGCUAUGAAAGUCAACGUGUUUAUACCUACAUCCAAUCUCGUUUCUACCGCGCACCUAAAGUUAUACUUGGAUGUAAAUACGGUCGCGCAAUUGACAUGUGGUCAUUUGGAUGCAUUUUGGCUGAGUUGCUUUCUGGACAUGCCCUUUUUCCUGGGGAAAAUGAAAGUGACCAGCUAGCAUGUAUAAUUGAAGUUCUUGGUAUACCUAACAAAAACUUGCUUGUCUGUGCCAAACGCGCAAAGGCUUUCUUUAACCCAAAGGGAUAUCCUAGAUACUGUACGAUACGCACAAUGCCUGACGGUACGGUCGUUUUAACUGGUAGUGAAUCACGUAGAGGAAAGAUUCGCGGACCGCCAAGUUCUAAAAGCCUGUCAAAUGUUUUAGAUGGUUGCAAAGACGUAUUAUUUUUAAAUUUUAUACGCGGUUGUUUAGAAUGGGAUCCACAAAAACGAAUAACACCAGCAGAAGCCCUUAAGCAUCCAUGGUUGCGCCGACGUCUUCCAAGGCCCCCUAAUUAUGUUAAUUAUUCAGGUGAUGGAGAAAAUACUAAUGGUGACAAUAGAAAYAAUCGCAAUCAUACUCCUAUAAACGGUAAAGAUUACURACGAGUAUCUACAACUUCUCAGUAUCUGGAUUCUACAGCACAAUUUUGCGAGCUUCUCAGGUUUACUACGUCACUAUAAUUAAAUCGUUGACGGCAUAUAAAGUGGACAAUUAUGCUCAUGGCAUCCAUAAAGCAAAUACACCCAAAAUAUGGUCGGACGAAAGCAUGCGCAACGAUUGGAAUUUAAGUGUGCUAUGCCCAAUCCAUAAAAAAGGUGACCCCACAAUCUGCACCAACUGCCGUGGGAUGAGCCUA
Messenger RNA from Bactrocera latifrons, 2863 nucleotides. RefSeq names its product dual specificity tyrosine-phosphorylation-regulated kinase 2 (gene Dyrk3). The transcript is spliced from 5 exons. Gene Ontology annotation, cellular component: nucleus. Gene Ontology annotation, biological process: peptidyl-serine phosphorylation; peptidyl-threonine phosphorylation. Lineage: Eukaryota; Metazoa; Arthropoda; Insecta; Diptera; Tephritidae. The record is from RefSeq and is a predicted model, not a curated record. Gene Ontology annotation, molecular function: protein serine/threonine/tyrosine kinase activity; protein serine/threonine kinase activity; ATP binding. Bases 510 to 2687 code for a protein of 725 amino acids.